UAAAGUUCUGAAAGGUUUGAUUGCAGUGGAUUUUUAAUUUAUUUACUUACUCAUUUACAUUUAACUGUUGGGUAGGUCUGUUGUCUACAACAUCUCAUACAGGAAACCCUGGAAACUCAUGGGAAGUGGAAACAAACUCCACAUCCUUUUGAAGAUCCAGUUGUGCAGCAAGGAGUCCAGAGCUAGAAUGUUCUCAGGAAGUUUUCAUUGUUGAGUCCUUGAUGGCCAUCCUUUUUAUUUUGACCCCUAACUUACAUGGGCACAUGUUCUCUGAAAUUAUUCAAAUGAACCUUUUUCUGAUAAAGAGGUGUAAACUUACAGAGGACAUGUUUAGUUUAUGGUGGUUUCUGUACAGUGUACUAAAAUAUAGUUGAGAUCUUUGGGAAUUCCCAAGUACUCAUUUGUGUUUCCUUUCUGAAGCCGUGCCUUUGCUCACUGCUGUGCUUGUUCUAUAUUUGACAACCAUGGGAAUUCCCCAGUCACAUAACGUGGCUGUACUUUUGCAGUUCUCAACGGUAACACGUUCCUAGCUCGAUACAAAAUUAUUCUGCACAUAUCUUUGGAGCUUGGCCUGGGUCUUUUACAUCAGUUGCUCCUGUAGCCACUUUGUGCUAAGGCUGCUCUGUCCAGACAUGUCAGUGCAAACAGAACAAUCCAUGCCUCCUGCAGUCUGCUUACUAGGAGUUUGUUUUAACUGCACAUGAGGAGAUGUAAACACAUAAGCUGCUAAAAGUCUCACUGCAUUCACACACCUUCCACCUUUGACCUCAUCUAUAUGCAGGCAGUAACCAAAUAUCUUCCUUACAGCUUUGAACACUGGUGACUUUUAUGACAAUAAUGUAAAUAUUAACUGCUGCGUUAAAGGGUAAAUAUCCAAUUUGACAGAUUCUUUUCAGUACCAAUAAUGGGAAUAACACAUCUCUGAGCUAUUGAACACCUCUAUAGAGUUUCUUUGUUUCCCAGGGGAGCACUUGAUGUAACUGAGUGUGCAAAUCUCACCCCAUAUUUGUCCUGGUGGGGGUGGGAAGAGAGGCUCAGCCCAUUGACUGGUUCUGGAAGUCAGCAGUGUCCUCCCAAAUUGUCCGCGAUGGUAUCUUUCCCAAAAAUUCCUCCAAGUUCCCAUCCCUGUGCUUAAGGAACUGUCAUGGAAUACACUGCAUAUUUACUGCAAUCCAUCUUGGAGGUGUCUACAAUGCUUUUCUGCUUUUGAGAGGGGAAUGUCCCAGUAACUGACUUCCAGUAAUUACUCCACAUAAUCGAUCUUGUGACUACAGUUGCUCAAGACUCACAAUAUUCAGAAAGAACUGGGGAGGGUAUGUGCAGCCUUGUUAUGAGGAUUAGACCUCAAGAGCUCUGGGUCUGUUCAUUAUUUAUAGGGUAAGAUGAUUGGCAGAGUCAUAGUAUGUAGCAGAACUGUGUUAUCAGCCCUGAACACAGUCUUGGGUGUAACAGCCAGGCCAAAGGAGGAGGCUGGAGGUGGGAGGAAGCACACCCUCAGAUUACUGUCUACAUUUUUUUAAUUUAUAAUUUUUUUUGAAAGAGAGAAGUGGUAGGAAGAGGUUCUGUUUUAAAAUCAGUGCUGAGUGCAGCUCUCCUGUCAAGGUGUUAACGUUCAGUUUUAGAACCAUGAAACUCCAACCUCCCUCCUUCCUCCUGUUGUUAUGAAAUACUAUCUGUGUGUUAGAAUUUAGAACAGAGGUGAUGCACCAUCCCAAGGUCUCACCCCAUCAUGUCACUUCCUGUGGGCUCGCUCCUGCUGCUGAAAGCCUCCAGCAAAUCCCAAGGGCUGGGAAGGGAGUUGGUUCAGUGGCUCGUGCCCAUUAUUAGGGAACAGGGUCAAAUACCUGGACUGAGUGUGCUGCGCUUCCUGUCAGCAGCAAGGGGGCAGCUUGCGAGGAGGAAAUGGUGUUCUGAGAUUCUUUGUCAGUAUUGAAAUGACGAUGAAUUGUUAGUGCCCUUGGACUGUGGAGGUGUGACUGCCGCAAAUGCCCAGGCAGUGGGAGAGCUCCUAACCUGCACAGAUAAGUUCAGUUUUCUUACGAAUCCUUUUCAUGCCAGAAAUAUCCUUGGAAUGCAUGUGAAGAUAAUGAUGUGAUUUGAGCUCAAACUCUUAUUGGAGAACUCUGAGGACCUCUUAUUUGCUAUGCUUAACCACUGAAGUGCCACUCUGGCAACUGAUUUUCACGUGUCUCUGUGUGUUUCUUCUGAAGUACUUCAGCUCAGUGGCAAAGCUCUUCCUUUUGCUUCCCCCACGUUUCCGCUUUCUGUUUUUUCUGAGUGGGUGUAUGAAUUUUAUGAAGCAAAAAGGGAAGAAUACAAAAAAGGAGGGGGCAGUGUUUAUGUAAAACAGCUCAGAAUGCUGUUUUGCAUGUAAUACAAAACCAGCCAUGUAUAUAAAAUUCACUUUUUCCUGUCAGUAGCAUGCGUGUUUGAAGUGAUAUGAGAAAUCUCUCCACUGGAAAAAGAGCACCCAUCUGCCAUUGGCUUUUGUUUGUUUGUUUGUUUUUGUUUUGUUUUGUUUUUUAAACAGUAAAGAGAGAUGUAUUGGUAUUUCACGGUAAGAAAAGAAAAGGAAAUAUGAAGUACAGGGUCGCCCAGGCUGAAGAAAGAAGCUCAGCAUUUGGACAGCAGUGACGCCUGUGGAGGGAGAUAGAGUAUGGGAGUGCUCUGUAACAGUGAACGGAAACGGCCUCAGCUGUGUCAGAAAGCUCCUCUCUGGCAGACAAGCAGUUUCUGAGUUGAACUGCGUUUUUUUUAAGCCAGGAAUCCAGACAGAACUACAGCUCCCAGGAGCCUGGGCGCUGCCUCGCCGGACGAAGUGGGCGGAAGCACGGAAGCGCGGGUGCACAAGGAAGUGGUGCCCAUCCCAGCUCAGGGCUGGAGCUGCUGCGGGGAGAUGGAGUUCUCCCAGCUGCUCUACGUGAUCAGCGAGGCGCUGGACAGGAAUGAUCUGGCGUCUCUGAAGUUUCUCAGCCUGGAGCACGUCACUGUAAGAAAGCAGGAAGAUAUUGAGGAACCCAAGGCCUUCUUCCAAGCAUUACAGGAGAAAGGGAUGAUCGAAGCAGGGGAUCUGUUCUUCUUGAAGGAGCUGCUCUACCGGAUCAAUCGGAUAGACCUUCUGGCUUUCCACCUGGGCUCCAGCCGAGAGGAGAUGGAGAGGGAGCUCCAGGUCCCAGGCAGGGCACGGGUGUCUCCAUUCAGGUAUCUGCUCUUUCAGCUGUCAGAAAACAUCACCCAAGAUGAGAUGAAGUGUUUCAAGUUUCUUUUGUGGAAAGAAUUACCAAAGUGCAAGCUAAGCCCUGAAACUACAAUGCUCGACGUUUUCAUUGAGAUGGAGAAGAAGGGGAUUUUGAGAGAAGACGACUUAACUGUCCUGAAGAGUAUUUGUGAAAAAGUGGACAAGAGCCUGCUGAAGAAAAUUGAAGAGUAUGAAUUUAACACAUUUGGUAAAACAAAACAAGUCCUCUUUCUCACACAUUUUAUUCUUGAAGCGAUACAUAAGGUGUCUUACAGGACUAAUAAUGAAUGCUUUUCAGGAGAAGGAGAGAUGCCUGUAACAGAGGGGCGAAGAAGCAGCACAGGAGCCCCCAGAGACAGUGCCAUAUGGCUGGCAUCAUCUGUGGCACCUGAUUCUCUGGGCAACUGUGAUCAGUCUUCACAGGUUGAAGUUUAUAAAAUGACCAGCCGACCCCGUGGAGUUUGCUUGAUCCUGAACAAUCACAAUUUUGCAAAAGCCAGGGAAGCAGUGCCAGAACUCAGAAAGAUGAAAAAUCGGAAUGGAACAGAUAUAGAUGCAGAGGCUCUGAAAAAAGUCUUCAGCAAUCUUCAUUUUACAGUAGUAGAAUACAGAGACUGCACUGCAGAGGAAAUCCGUAAGAUAGUGAGCAAGUAUCGGUGCAUGGACCACAACAACAAAGACUGUUUUGUUUGCUGUAUUCUCUCUCAUGGAAAAAAAGGCAUUAUAUAUGGUGUUGAUGGGCAGGAAGUGCCUAUCCAGGAACUGACCACUUCUUUCACUGGGCAAAAUUGCCAAUCACUUGCUGGAAAACCAAAAGUCUUCUUUGUUCAGGCCUGCCAAGGUGAUGCUUAUCAGAAAGGUGUAACCGUUGAAACAGAUUCUGGGGAACAAGAUUAUUCUCUAGAAGCAGAUGCAAGAUUUCAGCUGGACUGCAUCCCCUCAGAGGCAGACUUCCUCUUGGGCAUGGCUACUCUGCAAGAUUACGUCUCCUACAGAAGCACAAGCCAGGGGACCUGGUACAUACAGUCACUGUGCCAACACUUGGAGAACAGUUGUCCUAGAGGAGAAGACAUUCUCACCAUACUGACAGCAGUGAAUCAAGAGGUGAGCAGCAAGAUUGACAAGCAGAAUGCGGGGAAGCAAAUGCCACAGCCCAGUUUCACACUGAGAAAAAAACUCAUAUUUCCUGUAAACUAAAUAGGAGCAGAGGCAGAGAGCACUGCAGUAACCUGGAAACCACUCAUCUCAGUUAAGAAUUUGGUAAAACAUCAUUCUGCUUUCAGCACAUAUACAAACGUUUUUAGUGAUAACAGAUAAGGAAUAAAAUCUUUAUGAAUGUAAGGGUUAAUUUGUAUGACACUUUUUUUAUACUUGAAAGCAUCUCAGAGCUGGUCUCCAGUUUGAAGCCUUACAAUAGAUUGAAUGCCCUUCCUGAUGUACCAUAUGUUGCUGUUAAGAUACUUUUCAAAUACAAAUUCAUAUAAUUUGUGUAUUUUCUGUAUAACUUUUUAAUAAAAUAAAAGGCAGGGGACUGCAUGUUUUAAAGAA
This is a messenger RNA of Coturnix japonica (Japanese quail), 4786 nucleotides long. NCBI's taxonomy places the organism in Eukaryota, Metazoa, Chordata, Aves, Galliformes, Phasianidae. The record is from RefSeq and is a predicted model, not a curated record.